AUGACCGAAGAGAUGAAACAGUUCACCAUCAAUGAUGUCGCGGCCCACAAGGACGCAGAGAAGGGGAUGUACAUUGUCAUCGACAAUGGAGUCUAUGAUGUAACUGCGUUUGUCGAUGAGCAUCCGGGGGGCGCCAAAAUCCUGAAGCGGGUUGCUGGAAAGGAUGCUAGCAAGCAGUUCUGGAAGUACCAUAAUGAGGGUGUGCUUAAAAAGUACAGUGAAAAAUUACAGGUUGGGACUGUUAAAGAGGAGGCGAAACUUUAG
Morchella importuna is the source of this 264-nucleotide messenger RNA. RefSeq lists its product as uncharacterized. Gene Ontology annotation, cellular component: membrane; intracellular membrane-bounded organelle. Lineage: Eukaryota; Fungi; Ascomycota; Pezizomycetes; Pezizales; Morchellaceae. The transcript is spliced from 3 exons. The coding region runs from base 1 to 264 and encodes 87 amino acids. Gene Ontology annotation, molecular function: heme binding. The record is from RefSeq and is a predicted model, not a curated record.